GGAUCACAAAGCUUAUCAGUAUUGAUUGCCAUGUUUUUAACUGAUUUCUUGUUGGCCUAGUUUAGUCUAAUCUAGGUUUCUUCAACAGAUUAAUAUUGUUCUCAAAAGCUGUUCUCAUAUUAGUAAAUAAAUAUACAUUCUACUGAACGCUAGUCAUCUAUUAUUCAAUUGGCUAGGAUAUAAAGAUGUUGAAAGACAUGAAGAUGGACAUACAGCUAUUUAUGCUAGUGCAUUAACAUGUCACAGGCGAUUCAUUCUUCUGAAGCUUAUUCAACACCUUCCUCAUCAAUUAUGACUUCAAAUGCAGAGGAAGUAAAACAGCAUUCUGAUGAUGGGCUUCAGAGCACGCCAUCAAAAUUACAGAAGGCUGCAGCUGAGUUCAUUGGCACAUACAUCUUAAUCUUUAUAGGUUGUGGAUCAGCCUUUGUCGCCCUGAACCUAAGUGACAUUGGUUUACUUGGCGUAGCCUUCACUUGGGGUGUAGUUAUAACAGCCUUGGUCUACACAUUUGGCCACAUCUCCGGUGCACAUUUCAAUCCUGCAGUGACCAUUGCUGUUGCGGUUGCUGGCAAACUCCCCUGGAUUAUUGUUCCACUCUACAUGGUGGCUCAGGUGUUUGGAUCAGUCCUUGCUAGCUUCACACUAAAAUGGUUAUUUUAUGGAAAUCCAGCAGAAGUCAUGCUCACUCUUCCUUCCCACGGCACAAACAAUCUUAAAGUUAUUGCAUGGGAGAUCACCCUCACAUUCAUCUUGAUGCUUGUUAUCAGUGGUGCUGCUGCUGAUGGCAGAGCGGUCAAGGAGCUCUCAGGAGUUGCAGUGGGAGCUGCAGUCUUUGUUGACGUUCUCAUAGCUGGCAAAGUGACUGGUGCUUCCAUGAACCCAGCAAGAAGCUUAGGACCUGCAAUUGCAGUGCAGAAGUUCGAUAGGUUCUGGCUUUAUGUAGUUGCACCGGUGAUCGGUGCAGUUGCUGGAUCAACCUUGUAUAGCUUCCUCAGCGUGGCAGAAAAUUCUCAUAAUGGGAAGAGUGCAAAAAGAAAUACUGAAAAGAGGAUAAAUUCCAAUAUAAUCUGCUAAAAUGUGUAUGUUUAGACUAGAGGUAAAGAUAUUGUUGAUUUAUGUCAUUGCAGAUUUCUAUUUGCGAAACUACUAUUAUGCACAUAUUAGAUUACACUAAUUUUCA
Messenger RNA from Zingiber officinale, 1180 nucleotides. Its product is annotated as nodulin-26-like. The transcript is spliced from 5 exons. Bases 238 to 1074 code for a protein of 278 amino acids. The record is from RefSeq and is a predicted model, not a curated record. Gene Ontology annotation, cellular component: membrane. Lineage: Eukaryota; Viridiplantae; Streptophyta; Magnoliopsida; Zingiberales; Zingiberaceae. Gene Ontology annotation, biological process: transmembrane transport. Gene Ontology annotation, molecular function: channel activity.